Messenger RNA from Cyprinus carpio (common carp), 2276 nucleotides. Its product is annotated as growth arrest-specific protein 1-like. Gene Ontology annotation, biological process: regulation of cell cycle. NCBI's taxonomy places the organism in Eukaryota, Metazoa, Chordata, Actinopteri, Cypriniformes, Cyprinidae. The record is from RefSeq and is a predicted model, not a curated record.
GUGUGCUGCAUGCAUACUUCUGGGGUCCGGGUAACUGAACAGAUCCAACAAGACAUCUCAGAGGAGUCAGAGUGAGUUGAACUUUUUCCAGCUUUGUUAUUUGGACAAGAUGCGGUGUGAGAUCGCUUUUGGAAUGUUUCGAUGUAAUUUAUAAGCCGCCGAUUCCUUACUGGAUUAGUCUACUGCACAAAGAGCAGCGAGAAUAAAGACUCCACGCGCUUCAAGAUGUUGCUGCACGUUUUGCUUUCGCGGCUGUGAGCAAAUGUGAUUCGUUACCAGCCAUUUGGUGUUUUGUCCAUGGAGGGGUUUCGAUACACGUUUCAGUGGAUAUCGAAGGAACAAAUAUGAGCACACUUAACUAUCUGAAGGGGUCAGAAGAACGCGGCUAGACGGUGGGCAUGGAACAAGAGUUGUUUAUCUCAGUCUCUGGUGGAAAACAUUAUGGGUUAUAAACCAACAAAUGGAAUCCCUUGACCUAAUAAUCAACUUUUAAGCCUCUGCAUCAUAAAGAAAUGGCAAACUAUGGCAACUCUCCAGCCAUUCUACGGCUGCAAAUAUUGAUUGUGUCCAUCGGCUGUGCAUUGGUAUGUUAUAGUCGUUUAUCCACCGCAUCACCGGCACACAACCAGCGUUUGAUAUGCUGGCAAGCCAUCAUGAAGUGCCAAGGAGAACAGGAGUGUCACUACGCGUACACACAGUAUCUAAACGCGUGCGGUCCGGUGAUAAACGGCAAGAAGAAGAAAUGUCCGAGCCACUGCAUUUCUUCCAUCAUUCAGCUCAAUCUGACUGUGAACGGCCCGGCACUGGAGGACUGCGACUGCGCCUCGGACACUCUAUGCAAGAUGACCAAGAGAGCCAUCGAGCCCUGUAUACCUAGAACGAGCCACAUGGGCUGCACCGAAGCGCGUAAGCAGUGUGAGAAGGAUCCCGAGUGCAGCACCGCCAUGCGGGACUAUCUGUUUCACUGCAGGAAACUCUUCGGCGGAGAGCGCUGCUCUGACGACUGCAGGCGGGUCAUCACGAACAUGCGCUCCAUCCCCAAAGCCCAGCAGCUGGACACUUGCGUGUGCGACGGCACAGAGAGGACAAUAUGCGAGUUUGUCAAAGGCAGCAUGAAAAACUUCUGCUUUAACGACCGAUACGGCGGGAGUGGCUUUUCAAAUACCGAGGACGACUUGGACUACGACUACGAGACGGAUUAUGAAGACGAGGAGAGUGAUGCGUGGGAUUUAAGAGCACAAAAGAGUUCGAUUGUGAUGUCCACCAUUUUGACACUUUCUUCUCUUGUUAUAAAAUAGGGCACGUUUUCAGAAUUAACUGCAUAUUUGGCCUGGGUGGAAAUAAUGGGGGGAAUUCGAACUUCCCCAAAUUAAACCCUAACACCCCCUCCCCCAGACAUGGAAGUAAAAACAAAAGGUGCGCGCGCGUGUGUGGGGGUUAUAUACAUAAGUGUGUAUAUAUACGAAGUAUUUGUCCAAGUACCAAGGCACUUGGGAAGUCUCAAGGUUACAAGCAACAGUAGCGCUAAGUGAUCACGUUCCCGCGGUAAAAGUAGCAUGUUACUUAUCACUUUAUUGUAGGGUAUAGCCUACACACAAAAAUAUGACAAGACCUUUUGUGUUCUGGAUAGAACGUCUUUAGUUGAAGUGCGGGCGCACCACGACACGGAUCUCAUAUCGUAAAAUACUGACAGAAAAACAGUCCCCUGAAAGAGUAAUGGAAUAAUUCGGACAUUGUAUUUGGUUGUAUUAGCUGUCCCCGCGUGAAGUAGUCUGUUUCAGUUGGCAAAACAUGUUAGUCUCGAACUUUUAGUGUUUUUUUUUUUUUUUUUUUUGAGGGCGUUUUCUGCUUAUAUGCGCUUAAAAUGUACAGGUACACGAGAGAAUCAUCCCACUAGGUAAAAAUAAAGAAAAUGAGAGAACAAGAAAACCAGAAUUCCGUAGUAAUAGGUUGUUUUAAAAAACCUAGUUGAGCUGCCAAAAUCAGCACACCAUAAAAAAGGGGGAAAUUUGUCUAUUAUGUAAAGAAAAUAUGCUGGAAAUAUGUGCUCUGCUAUAUAUUAAGUUAUUACGAAAUAUUGUGGAAACUGCUAUUCAAAGAGAAAAAUAAAUAUUGUUAGUUUAUUUUUAUAUGAAAGAUUGGUUAGUGUAAAAAAAAGAUUAUUUUAAAUGUGUAUAAUGUUUCUGUAUCAUAUAAUUGUGUGAAUAAUGUUGAUAAACAAUACCAUGUAAUACUGUUUAUAAUGUUCAUAAAGAUUGGCUUCAAAUUAUUCAAAA